Molecule: messenger RNA, 1102 nt
Organism: Melospiza melodia melodia
Lineage: Eukaryota; Metazoa; Chordata; Aves; Passeriformes; Passerellidae
Exons: 3
Coding region: 1-1026 (341 amino acids)
Source: RefSeq, a predicted model, not a curated record
AUGGGCACCCAGCUCCAGCUCCCAGGGCCACAGCCAGUGCUGGAGCAGCUGAGGGAUCCAGCCCAGACCUCAGCCUGGAUCCCACCAGAUCCCAGCUCCACCUCGGGACUCUCCCUGAGCUCUCUCCCAGCACUUUUUGAAUCUUCCAAAGCUCCACCUCGGCGCCAGAUCCCUCCUGGCUCCUCCAGAACCUUCCUGGGUCCUCCAGACCCCACCUGGACCUUCCAGGCUCCACCAGGGUCCUCCAGAUCCCUCCUGGCUCCUCCAGAUCCCACCUGGACCUUCCAGGCUCCACCAGGGUCCUCCAGAUCCCUCCUGGAUCCUCCAGAUCCUGCCCAGCUCCACCAGAUCCCUCCUGGACCUUCCAGAUUUCACCCGGAUCCUCCAGAUCCUUCCUGGAUCCUCCACAUCUCUCCUGGAUCCUCCAGAUCCCACCAGGAUCCUCCAGAUCCUUCCUGGCUCCACCAGAUCCCUCCUGGACCUUCCAGAUCCCACCUGGACCUUCCAGAUGUCACACAGGUCCUUCAGAUCCCUCCUGGGUCCCCCAGAAGUCACACAGAUGCUCCAGACUCCACCAGGAUCCUCCAGAUCCCACCUGGAUCCUCCACACUUCUCCUGGAUCCUCCAGAUCUCACACAGAUCCUCCAGACUCCACCAGGAUCCUCCAGAUCCCUCCUGGACCUUCCAGACUCCACCAGACCCCCCAGAUCCCUCCUGGAUCCUCCAGAUCCCACCUGGACCUUCCAGAUUUCACACGGAUCCUUCAGAUCCCACCUGGAUCCUCCAGACUCCGUCAGGAUCCUCCAGAUCCCUCCAGGCUCCACCAGAUCCCUCUUGGAUUCACCAGGUCCCUCCUGGCUCCACCAGCCCCUCCUGGAUCCCUCAGAUCUCCUCAGAUCCCUCUCUGGUGGCACCGUGUCCAGGACUGGACUCUCGGGACCCCGCGGGGCCUCGGACGCUUGGACACCCCCAGAUCCCCCCUGGACACCCCCAGAUUCCUCCAGAUCCCUCCUAGAUCCACCUUGACCCCGGGAUUUGGGUGGUCCCAGGAGGUCCCCAGGGGUCUCUGGGGGGUUUUGGUUGCUCCCAUGGAUCCCUCCUG